Molecule: messenger RNA, 2016 nt
Organism: Chrysoperla carnea
Lineage: Eukaryota; Metazoa; Arthropoda; Insecta; Neuroptera; Chrysopidae
Gene: Ndc1
Product: nucleoporin NDC1
Exons: 1
Coding region: 158-1948 (596 amino acids)
Biological process (GO): nuclear pore organization
Cellular component (GO): nuclear pore transmembrane ring
Molecular function (GO): protein-macromolecule adaptor activity
Source: RefSeq, a predicted model, not a curated record
AAAAGUUAUGACUGUCAAUUUGGGCAUACUGAAACCAAAUUUCAGUCAUUUUUAAAUUAAAAUAUAUAAAUUUGUAUGUGUGAAAUAAGUAAAAUCAAAAGCUAAUCGUUUUUAUUGAAUUUAUACAAUUGAGAAACUGAGGUUAUGAACACAAAUCAUGCGAACAUCCGAUAAUAUUAUAAGAAAUAAUAUUGGUGUUAAAGAAAUCUUACUAUGGAGAUUAUCAACGGCUGUGGUAUGGAGUGUUAUAUCGCAAAUAUUUAUUCUAACAUUAUUUUUGGCUAUAGUUAAUUUAAAUAUAUUGCAUCCAAUUGAUGGAUUGAGCAUCGUUUUUAAUACAAUCUUUUCAUGGCGUACUGUAUUUUACCUAGUGCCAUUAGCUGGUAUAACAUUCGCACAAGGUGUUAUCUGCAGUAAAGAGUACAUAUCUGGAAAUCCAUUUUUAUCUACACGCUUUGCAAUUAUCAUAAAUUUAUUGUCAAUUCGGAGUAUAAUCCUGUGUGGAUUACACACCUUAUCGGGUUUAAUGACUGUAUGGUUAUAUCUAACUUUAUUGCAAAUCCAAAAUUAUAAUUCAAUUGUAAAAAUAUGUGCCAAUGGACUUUUAAAAUGUUUAAAUGAGCCUAAUUUAUUCUUAACAAUCAGUGGUUUAUGGAUUGGAUUUUAUUACUUCAUCAAAGAACAUUUAGUCAGUGCCAAGAACAUUUUCUUUCCUGUAAUCGAACAAAACCCAUUUUUGCAAAUAAAAUCUACCAUGUUUAAUUUAUUUUCUACAAGUAUUUUCAAUGCAUCUUUACCUAUUGGAUAUUAUCUACUGUUAUUCUACGUUUAUGGAGGAUACUUACGUAAUUAUGUACUAAGUUUAUCAUAUUUGGAAUUCGAAGAUCAACCUUUAGAUUCCAUACAAGGAUUAUUCCAACCAACUUUAAUUCUAUGUGCCUGGCUAUUUGCAUCAUUAUUUGUUUUCACAAUGUCUUCAAUGGAAUUAUUAUUCAAAGUUAAUUUAACUCGUCAGCAUAAUUUUCCGAUUACAACCCCAUCCACUACUGUGUUAACGCUAAGUGAAGCUAUUUGUCUGGGAAAAUUACCAAUUAUUCAACAUUUGGCAUGUUUAGAUUUAUUUAAAUUAGCUGCUAAUGAUAUGGCAAGGCGAGCAUCUAUUUUUACAUUAUCACAGCCUGGAGGUCAUCCUUACAAUUGGAACUCAAUUGUUACAGCAAGUUUAUGUUUAAUUAAUGAUUACACAGAAUCUUUACAACAAGUAACAACGGAAGAGAUCAUUGAACCAAAUGUUCCAAAAAAAUUGGAUCCACCACAAUCUUUUACAAAAUCAUACGAACCGUUAAUACCAAGCCCAAACAGCAAAAGUAUUAAUUACGAACCAACUGUAUAUCGUUUAAGAAAUAUGGGCUGUACGAAAUAUCCAGAACAAACACAGGAUUUUGGUGAAACUAUGGAAAUCAUUCAAAAAAAAUAUCCAUUAACGGAUCUAUUAAAUAAGAUUCGUACAAAAAUUCAAGGGUAUUUAAAUAGUAUACCGGGUGUUAAUUAUUUUUUUGGUGAACUACGAGAUGCAAAAAUUAAGUACAUUCUUUCCCAAGGUCAACCGAUUGUAUGGACUGUUCAAGGUUUAUCAAUGCUAGCAUCCAAAUCGUAUUUUGAAGAUAGUUAUGGUAUUGUUCAUAAAGAUUUACCAGCAAUUAUAACAUCUCUAGUACGAUUAUCACAAUGUUUAGAAAAAAUCAGUAAAACUACAUCGAUUGCAUUAACACGAAAAACAUCUAGUCGUGAACAAUAUUAUGGACAAAUGCAAACGACACUUAAAUCUGCGGUGAAACGAAGUUUGUAUAAUGUAUGUAAUACAUUUGGUCCAUUUAUCAAUGAGUUCUCGUUACCCACUGAUGUUAAAUUACAAGUGAUGACUUUUAUGGUGAAAAAAGAUGUUUGAAAUAUUUUCUAUUUUAAUUUAUAUAUUAUGUGAUGUGAAUCAAAAGUGAAUUAAUCAUGUUUUGUUCA